CACCUAAUGGUAAGUGAUGAUCAGGCCGAAGGUGGAAGCGAGCUUCACCCGGAAUCCUCAGUUAUGAUAAAAAGUAUCUUUGAAUUGUAUUAUGUCAAAACAGACAGGGCAAGAACGACGAGAGAGCGCCGGAAAGCAGCGCGGUCAUCAAGAGGCCCGUUAUUAGCUCGGGCAUCCACCUCAGGCCAAACGCCAGCACGGGUAUCAACCUCACGCCAAACUCCAGCACGUCAUUCUGCCAGAAAUGCUCCAGAUGAGUCGAGGCUCUCAGUAUUGAAAAUUGAGGAAAUGAGAGCCCAGGCUCAUCUGGAGAUGGCGAGAGGCUUUUCGUCGAUAGCUGAAAGCUUUAAGCUCAUCGCCGAAAGCAUGGCCAGGAUGAGUCAGCAGAAGAAAAUGAGUACUGCGGAAUGCCGCGCUUGUCUACUGCAAGUGCAGACUGGCGAGUUGCACAAUUUAUUCCACGCCUGGAACUCGUCAUGGGCAGGCAUGAAGAGUACAAUCGCCGAAGACUUGUCACUAUUAACUGAAGUACAGUUUACAGAAACAGACAAACAUUCCAAAGUCAUAUGUACAUCGUGCUGUGAAAAUUUGAUGAAGGCUUGUAAAUUUAAAUUGCUGGUGCAAGAGAAUGACAAAAUGUUAAGACAAAGGUGUCCUGAAACGGAAAAUCAAUCAACGGAUAAAGUAUGGCCACAACCGAUACAAGUAGACAAGAGCAUCACCGGCGUAUACAGUGAGCCUUUGCAAGUUGAAAUAAAGCAAGAAGUGUUGACGGAUGACGAGAAUAUGACAAAUGGAGAUGAAGGGUACAGCAAUGUUGACUGCCUUGACAUGAUUAAGAUAGAACCCGAGGAAAUUGCAGCGCCAGUCACAAACGCACCAUCAUCGUUCCGGGUAACAGACAUGAAUGGACAAGAAUGUCUGGAAGAAGAGGAUGAACCUUCGGUGGACAAAACGGAUCGGCCGGUCCAAGACAAAGUUUCAAGUGCUGAUGCGUCUAAGAAAACUGACGGCGUUACGAAGGCAGCUGCGCCACUGACACACGCUGAUGUGAUGGUAGCAGUAGCAGAAGCACUGUCAAAACCUGUAGAGGUACGUAAAGAGGCACAAAGAGUAACGCCUGAAGUAUAUCCCUACGAGGUCGAUCUGACAGUAUCUCCAAACUCUCCUGCGCCUAACGAUACACACUCUGACAAUGCCAUCAGAAAUACGGCUAACAAUCCAGGCCCUAUAGUUGGAACAGAAUCAAAUGCGUCAUCAGUUACUCAUGUGCAGGAAUCAACACAAAAUAUUGAUGGGCAAAAUAACACAGAAAAACAAACAUCCGUUGAUCGCACGAGUGGAGAUAUAUCGAACGAUGCGGCAUGCGAAAAAAGAAACGAAACGAUAUUAAUUGAAUUAGAGCCAGUAUUAACUUGUUCCGAUUCCGAUGUUGAAGUUAUACCCUCGACGGUGACAUCUCAUUCUGGACGGAUAACAGAAACCAAUACGAAUGACUCAUCAGUACCUACCCGUUCAAAAGUAAACACAGAGGUACCAUUAUUAACUGAUCAAAGAGGAGUUGAAACUCUAAUACAGCGAGUGAUAGAUGAGAAUGUUAAGGAACUAAAAUCACAUCUUAAGGACGAAGAAUCACAAUUACUUUCGCCAAAAUCAGAGCCCUCAGAUGCCAAUGACAAUUUUGAAUUUGAAAUGAUUUCAUCAAACAAAGAACCGUCAUUCGAAAAACUUAAAGCAAAAGCUGUACCGAAACUGACAUCAGAGUCCCAAAAAAUAUUUGCUGAGAACACAAACUAUGGGUUAUCCCAAAAAUUAGAUAGCUUAUCGGAGACAGUAGCAACGGUGAUAGAAAAUCAAAAAUCCUUAGCGGACACACAAGAGAAAAUACUAGCACACGUCAUGGGGAUGAGUUCACAAUUCGAGCAGUUCAUGAAACAGUCGCAAAUGCAAACUUCGCACCUUAAAACCAGUACACGCUUGGAUCCAUUCAUUAAUCGUAGGACAAGUAAUAUUAUACCGCUACAACCAAUGCAAGUUUUUGAACAAUUCAAGCCCAUCAGUAAUCAAGAGGAGAUGGCGGCUUUCGAGGAUUCCUUGAAAGAUGAAGCGUUUGGCGCUGAACUUCGGAGUAAGUUGCUACCCUUAUGUGCUUCGGGGAAAGGGAAGGCCAUAAGCAACGCUUACGUGUACCUGGAUGUGUUGUUCGAAAGAAAAUUCCUCACUCGAUGUUCAUGGAGCGGUGGUUCACGCGAUGACAACACAAAGCUGUGCUUCAAAUUUUACAAGCGCACUAUAAUCUUCUUCUUCUCUCUGGUUUAUACGACUGAUCAAACGUUCACUUUCGCAGAGUGCGAGGAAUUUAUUAAGCGGGUUUUAAGGAAUUCCAACAAACGGGAAGCUGCUAAAAUGAUGAGAGCUUCCACAUCUAGACGCAGAGGCAAGAGGCGUAAGAAAGUGGAGGAGUGUGACUCCGACGAUAUAUCGCAAGAGAUAGAUGAAACCCAGUUCCUGAAUACUUUGAUCACGGCUUCGGGCUACGAGGAGACUGUGCGGGAGGAUGUGACUUAAUUUAGUAUUAAAUCCUAUAUUCCAUGAAAAUUGAGGUGUAAGACAAUCAUGUAUGUUAAAUUUCUAUGUUCUAUAAUAU
Molecule: messenger RNA, 2647 nt
Organism: Ostrinia furnacalis (Asian corn borer)
Lineage: Eukaryota; Metazoa; Arthropoda; Insecta; Lepidoptera; Crambidae
Product: zinc finger and SCAN domain-containing protein 20
Exons: 6
Coding region: 7-2568 (853 amino acids)
Biological process (GO): regulation of transcription by RNA polymerase II
Cellular component (GO): nucleus
Molecular function (GO): zinc ion binding; DNA-binding transcription factor activity, RNA polymerase II-specific
Source: RefSeq, a predicted model, not a curated record